This is a messenger RNA of Lutra lutra (Eurasian river otter), 2421 nucleotides long. Its product is annotated as basic proline-rich protein-like. The record is from RefSeq and is a predicted model, not a curated record. The coding region runs from base 1 to 2421 and encodes 806 amino acids. The transcript has 4 exons. NCBI's taxonomy places the organism in Eukaryota, Metazoa, Chordata, Mammalia, Carnivora, Mustelidae.
AUGAUCCCCAGUGGCCAGAGUUUCGUGGGAGCAAAUGGCUCAAACUGCAGGCCCCGCCAGCUUCCCCGCGUGGGGACCGCAGGCCCUCCGGCUCUGGCCCGCUGGACGGCGGAGCGGCAGAGUGAACGUCAGUCCGAGGUCUGCAGCACCGACCCAGGGGUGGCCCCCGCGGGCCGCACUUCGUUCCCUUCCGUCUACCAUGGCCAGUGCCUGAGCGUCCAACCUGGGGAGCAAAUCCAGAACCGACCGGCCGAGCCGCGGCCCCCAGAGGAAACGCGCCGCCCCUUAGGAGGCCGCAGCCUGGAAACGUCUCCGCGACGCCGAGGGAAGACAGUGCGGAUUCGUGCACGACGGCUGAGCCCCAAACUCUCUGAUCUGCAAAUACCCACGCGUGAGCCCAAGUUCUUCCUCAAAGCCAGUCGCCCUCGCCUGCGGCCAGGACGGCGGGGGCAGCCGCGCGCCCCGAACCCUGCCCGGGUCGGAGCAGACACGCCCAGCGGGAGCUCGCACCGCCGUCCGGCCUCGAAACCCCCACAGGCCGCCCCGGCUCUUGCGGACGCGCCCCGAGCACGGCCGGGCCCCGCGCUGUGGGCCGGGCACCGCGGGCCGUCCGUGGGGCGUGGGGACCCCGGGGGGCGCUCGGGCGGGACGCGCGGACGCGAGCGACGAGCACCAGCAGGGAGCCUGAGUCUCACGCGGGAGCGACACUCCUCCGAGGCGGAGAAAACCGCGCGCCGAGUCUCCCUCCGCCACCCGGAGCGACUCGCUCCCACGGACGAGCGGCCCCGGCAGCCCCCCCGCGCGGAGAAGCCGAAAAGUCCGCGUCCUGCCCGCGUGCGGCCGGAGAGACGGCGCGGCUGUGCGGGGCGGGGGGGCGGCGUGCGGGGCGAGGCGAGCUCGUGCCGCCCCCGGUCCCUCCCCGGCCCCUCCCGGGCCCUCCCCGGUCCCCCGUCGCCCGAGCCGGCCCGACUCGGCGAACGGUCAAGUGAGCCGCGGCGGCAGGAGCCCCGGAGGCCGAACCUGGGGUCGCUCCCGACCGAGUCCAUCGGGCAACAAAGGGCCGGGCCGUGCGCGGGGGGCGGCGCGUGGGGACACCUGUCACCGCGCGGGACGGGGCCGCGGCCGGCGGGCGGCGCAGGGGCUCGGCGGACAGACUGCGGCGGCGGGGACCGAGGCGCGGGGGACAGGCGGGGGCAGCUCCGGGCGCGGCCGGACACGCGCGUCUCCCCAGCGGGGGCUCGGCCGGGCAGACCCGCGCCCGGGGCGCUGCGGGACUGGGGCAGGGCGGAGCGGGGCCCCCGCGGCCGGGAGGACCCCGGCGCCCCAGUCCCGCAGCAGCGCCCGCCGCCCCCGGUCUCCGCCUCCAAGCUGGGCGCGGAGCCGGCCCCCGCCCCCGGAUGCCCCGCGUCCCCCGCUGCCUCGCGCCCCCGCUGCCCCGCGCCCCCCGCUGCCCCGCGGCCCGGCGGAGGAGGGGGCGCCGCGCCUACCUGGUCGGGAGCGGCGGGGCCGCGGUCGCCUGGCGGGGCCGUGACCUGCGGCGGAGGCAGCGGCGGCGGCGAGGCGGGCGCUUCCUUCAGGAAGGGGUGGGACCUGCGCGCCCGCCCGCCCCCGCCGCCGCUGCCCGCACCCCGCUCCUCCCGGGGUCUCCGCCGCGAGGCCGCCCCCGAGAGCCGAGCCCCCGCCCCCCCCCGAGCCUCCGGCCGCCGUCCCCCCCCACCCCCGGGCCCCGAGUUCUUACCGGGCGCUGCGCCGCGCGGCACCGCCGAAGCGCCGCGUUCCCGAGCCCGCGUGGACGCGCCCGCCGCCGCCCGGGGACGGGCAGGACGGAACCGGCCGGGGCGGCUCCCCCCGCGGCAGGAGCGCGUCCCGCCCGCUUCCGACCCCGCUCGGCCGCGUCAGGGUGCGGGGAGACCGCAGUCCCGCGUCCUAGUCGCCCCCGCGCCCGACCUCGGCCGACCGGGCGCCGCGCCGGGGACCUCGGGCAGCCGCGAGCGACGCGCCAUUGCUCCCCCGCCCGCGCGGGCUCCGGUUCCUCGCGGCCCCGCGGGAGGACCCCCGCCCCCACCCCAGGACGGCCGCGGGCCGGGGGCGCCGGGCCACGCCCAUCUCCUUUGGUCCGUGGCGGCUCAGGGCGCAGGGUUCAACCCCCGGCCCGACCCUCUGCGCCCCUCCCCCACCGGCCCUGCUCACCCGGCGCGCGCCGAUGUGCUGCUGCGUCCUCGGGGCCACCAGCCCGCCGCCUCUCGACGCCAGGGACCCUCCCCGAGCAGUGUGGGUGCGGCCCACCUGCUCGCAACGAAACUCCUGCUCGUCUGGACUCCCCUGAGGGUGUGCGCUGGGUCAGCCCGCGCGUGUCUGCGGAGACGGUCCCUCAUCACACUCUCCACGGGAUCCGUGAGUCCCUCCAAGUCCCAUCCGUGA